Mus pahari (shrew mouse) is the source of this 1924-nucleotide messenger RNA. It is a transcript of the gene Lhx4, whose product is annotated as LIM homeobox 4. The coding region runs from base 220 to 1392 and encodes 390 amino acids. Gene Ontology annotation, cellular component: nucleus. NCBI's taxonomy places the organism in Eukaryota, Metazoa, Chordata, Mammalia, Rodentia, Muridae. The transcript has 6 exons. Gene Ontology annotation, biological process: neuron differentiation; regulation of transcription by RNA polymerase II. Gene Ontology annotation, molecular function: DNA-binding transcription factor activity, RNA polymerase II-specific; RNA polymerase II transcription regulatory region sequence-specific DNA binding. The record is from RefSeq and is a predicted model, not a curated record.
CCGGAGAGCGAGAUCAAAGGGAUUUGAAACAGCCUGAGGACUGGCGGGGGAGGGGGCCGGCCAGCUUGUGGAGUCCUCCUGGAGAGGCGGAGGGCUCGGUUUCUUCUGUGACUUCAGCGGCCUGGUUGGUUUUAUUAUUAUUUUCAAAUUUCCGAAUCCAGCCAAAGGGAGAGAACGAGAGAUCUCGGUAGACUGCGACUUGCUGCCUCUGGCUCCAAGAUGAUGCAGAGCGCGGCUGUCCCCGCGGAGGGGGCUGUCAAGGGGCUCCCGGAGAUGCUCGGUGUGCCGAUGCAACAGAUUCCCCAGUGUGCUGGCUGCAACCAGCACAUCCUGGAUAAGUUCAUCCUGAAGGUCCUGGACAGACACUGGCAUAGCUCCUGCCUCAAGUGCGCAGAUUGCCAGAUGCAGCUGGCCGACAGAUGCUUCUCCAGGGCUGGGAGUGUCUACUGCAAAGAAGAUUUCUUCAAACGCUUUGGCACAAAAUGCACAGCCUGCCAGCAGGGCAUCCCCCCGACCCAGGUGGUCCGCAAGGCGCAGGACUUUGUCUACCACCUGCACUGCUUUGCCUGCAUCAUCUGCAGCCGGCAGCUGGCCACGGGGGACGAGUUCUACCUCAUGGAGGAUGGGCGGCUAGUGUGCAAGGAAGACUACGAGACGGCCAAGCAAAAUGAUGACUCGGAGGCUGGGGCUAAGCGACCACGGACCACCAUCACAGCAAAGCAGCUAGAGACACUAAAGAAUGCAUACAAGAACUCCCCAAAGCCCGCCCGGCACGUGAGAGAGCAGCUCUCCUCCGAGACAGGCCUGGACAUGAGAGUGGUACAGGUUUGGUUUCAGAACAGAAGGGCCAAGGAGAAAAGGCUGAAGAAGGACGCAGGGCGCCAUCGCUGGGGUCAAUUCUACAAGAGUGUCAAAAGGAGCCGGGGAGGAAGCAAGCAGGAGAAGGAGAGCUCAGCAGAGGACUGUGGGGUUAGUGACAGUGAGCUGAGCUUCCGAGAAGAUCAAAUACUCUCAGAGCUUGGCCACACCAAUAGGAUUUAUGGCAACGUGGGGGACGUUACAGGCGGACAGUUAAUGAAUGGGAGUUUCUCCAUGGAUGGGACAGGACAAUCCUAUCAGGACUUGAGGGAUGGGAGCCCCUAUGGAAUCCCCCAGUCUCCGUCCUCCAUAUCGUCCCUCCCAUCCCAUGCUCCUUUGCUCAAUGGGCUGGAUUACACCGUGGACAGUAAUCUGGGCGUCCUUGCGCAUGCAGGGCAGGGAGUCAGCCAGACACUGAGAGCCAUGGCUGGGGGACCCACCUCUGACCUCUCGACAGGAAGCAGUGUAGGAUACCCUGAUUUCCCGACUAGUCCAGCCUCUUGGCUCGAUGAGAUGGACCAUCCUCCUUUUUAGACUUUCCUUGCUGCCCUCCUUGUCCUCCUGGCAUGAGAGAAUGUCUUCAAGGAUCAAAAGUACGCCAAUGUGAAUUUCCAUUAUUUUCAAUGGAAGUCCUCCGCCGGUUCCCAGGAGGCAGAGACCACACUAGGAUACUGCUUUCUUGGGAAGAGACAGGAGAGCAGCCUCAUCUGUUCCACAGCACAGGGGUGGACAGCCUAGAACUCUAAGGAUGCUGGCUUGUUGGCUCCCUCCCCUCCCACCCUGCUUAGAGGCUUUGGCUGCUCAGUGCUUGGACAGCACAAGGUGACCGUGACGGGCCACCUUGGCCUUUGAGAACUCUGCUCCAGCUGGUGCAUCUCACACUUGGCCUCCCAAAUCACCCCUCUCACCAGAACCAGGAUUCCUGUGGGGGAGGCACCAUGGCGCCCCCCCAUCCCGAGAAUAAUAAAAUAGUGUCUGGACCACCUUGAUUACACACUAAUUUUCAAAAUAAAAUCACUUAUUAAAGGCUAGUAAAAAUACCGAUGCCCACAGUUUGAUAUUAAAA